AUGGCCCGAGUUGAAGGACAGGCCGAAGCGCCAUUUGAAGGGCUCCGCGAGCUCCUUGCGCAGCAAAUCGCGUCGGGAGACGAGCUGGGCGCCUCGAUUGUGGUGAACAUCGACGGCAAGAACGUGGUUGAUCUCUGGGGCGGGCAUGCCGAUGAGGCGCGCACUCGGCCGUGGACCCAAGACACCAUCACCAACGUGUGGUCGGCGACCAAGACGGUGGCGACGCUCGCCGUGCUGGUGCUGGCCGACCGGGGCCUGGUGGACGUGGACGCGCCGGUGGCGCAGUACUGGGCGGAAUUCGGCGCCAACGGCAAACAGGGCGUGCUGGUGCGCCACCUGCUCUCGCACACGUCGGGCGUGUCGGGGUGGGAGGAGCCGAUCACGCUCGAGCAGGUCGAGGACCUGGCCGUCGCGGUGCCUCGGCUGGCGGCCCAGGCGCCGUGGUGGGAGCCCGGCACGGCGUCGGGCUACCACUCGACCAACAUGGGCCACCUGCUGGGCGAGCUGGUGCGGCGCGUCAGCGGCAAGCCCAUGAAGCAGUUCGUGGCCGACGAGCUGGCCGGCCCGCUGGGCGCCGACUUCCAGAUCGGGGCGCGCGAAGAGGACUGGCCGCGAAUCGCGCCCGUCGUGCCGCCGCCGCCCGUGCCCUUUGACAUGUCCAAGCUGGACCCGACCGGCCCGGCGGUCAAGACCUUCGUCAACCCGGGCAUGGAUGCCCGCUAUUCCUGGACCCCCGGCUGGCGGCGCGCCGACAUGGCCGGCGUCAACGGCCACGGCAACGCGAGGUCGUUGGUGCGCAUCCUGAGCGCCCUCAGCCUCGGCGGCAAAGUUGACGGCGUCUCCCUCCUGUCCCCCGCCACCAUCGACCACAUCUUCCGCAAGCAGGCUGACGGCGUCGACCUCGUCCUCGACACCCCGCUGACCUGGGGCAUCGGCUAUGCCCUCACCUCCGACGCCUCUCGCCAGUCCCUGCCCUGGCUGCCGGCCGGCCGCGUCUGUUUCUGGGGUGGCUGGGGUGGCAGUCUGAUUCUGAUGGAUCUCGAUCGCAAGCUCACCUUCUCCUAUGCCAUGAACAGAAUGUCCUAUCUCAUGACCGACGCCGGGCCCUCCCCGAUCGGGAAUGUGAACGCCGAAAUCUACCUAAGGGCCGUCUACAAGGCCUUGGGCGUCGAAGGCUACUAG
Messenger RNA from Capronia epimyces CBS 606.96, 1182 nucleotides. Its product is annotated as beta-lactamase. The record is from RefSeq and is a predicted model, not a curated record. Lineage: Eukaryota; Fungi; Ascomycota; Eurotiomycetes; Chaetothyriales; Herpotrichiellaceae. The coding region runs from base 1 to 1182 and encodes 393 amino acids. The transcript has a single exon.